This is a messenger RNA of Spodoptera frugiperda (fall armyworm), 2249 nucleotides long. RefSeq names its product probable tRNA (uracil-O(2)-)-methyltransferase. The record is from RefSeq and is a predicted model, not a curated record. The transcript has 4 exons. Bases 438 to 2225 code for a protein of 595 amino acids. Gene Ontology annotation, biological process: tRNA methylation. Gene Ontology annotation, molecular function: metal ion binding; tRNA (uridine) methyltransferase activity. NCBI's taxonomy places the organism in Eukaryota, Metazoa, Arthropoda, Insecta, Lepidoptera, Noctuidae.
CAUACAUACGGAAUUAAAAAAAUUAUGUGACACAUCUCUUGAGAUCUUUUAUCCUGAACCCUGAACUUUUGAGAUAACAUUUUUUGGAAAGUGUUUUGUUUCUCAAUGGAAUUAAUCAAAUCAUAUAAUAAUAUUUAAUCAGGCCUAAAGUAUGUUUUAUUCACUCGUGUUUCUAUUACAAAAGCUUGCAGAAUAGUAGAUCACAGAUAGUUAAUCUUAGUUGAUUAUUGAACAUUGUUUUUGUCGUUUUUGAACGUAUCAUUAGCCAAGUGACAGUGUGGUCAUGUCUACCAAAAUCGUAAACAGGAAACAGCUGAUAAAUGUCAUUUUGAAUUCAUAAGAAUAGCAAGUUUCAAAGUUUCGAAAGAUACAAAAUAAAUAUUAAAAUAAUAACAUUAAGUUAGUGUUCCUGCUGGUUUAUAAGAAACGCUGGAAUAAUGACGGAAAUUUCAAAAACUUUAGAGGCUGGGUUGACUUCAGAUUCUUUUUGGGAAUCAAUUAAUAUAUUAUUAUCAAAACCUCAUGUAAUUAAUAGGAGGUUAUGGGGCAACAAAAUCUGGUUCAAAAGUAAUUGUAAACCUAAAAGUGCUGCAUUUAUCAUGCCAGCAACUUUACAUCAGCUGAGUGAUCUUGUUACUAUUGACAAUGUUGACCAACAUAAAAUUCAAAUUCUCAAUGAAUUGAAUGUUGAAACCGUAUUGUCUAAUACCACCAUUGAUGAUGGUGGUCAAGUUGCAGUCCUCCUAAUGGAAUUGCUUCCUAAAAACUACUCUGAUAAACAAGCAUACCAAGUUGCUUGCUUAUGGAAGGAUAAAUGUUCAAUAACCUUCUACGAUGUUACACCUUCAAGUCAAGAACAAAAGUUAUGCCCACAUUUUUCAUAUACUAUACAGCUAAAUAACAGCCACAUUCUACUUACAGCUACAACUGAUGAAAAUUCCAAGUCAUUUAAAUGGCUUAGCAAUACAUUGCUUCCACAGCUUAUCAAAUGGGGAACUGAGUCAAAAAGCCACAGUACCAAGUCUAAUAUGUGCAAUGAGUCCUUAUCACUGGUGUCCCAAACUAAAUAUUAUGAGAAGUAUAACGAUUUGAAGGUGAAAUAUGGGAAAGAAAUGGUCAAGAUUUGGCCAGAAUGUACAGAUGCUUCAAAGUUUGUAUAUGAAGAUGUGGCCAUAGCAGCUUAUCUUUUAUUGCUCUGGGAGAAGGAUGAAUCUAGCAAAAGUAAAUCAUUUGUAGACUUAGGAUGUGGGAAUGGGUUAUUGGUUUACAUACUUACCCAGGAAGGUCAUGCUGGUGUAGGCAUAGAUGUCCGAAAAAGAAAUAUUUGGGAUAUGUAUCCUCCUGGAGUUGUAUUACAGGAAAAAACUAUUACACCUACAGAUACAUCUUUAUUUCCUGACAUAGACUGGAUUAUUGGAAACCACUCUGAUGAGCUUACACCAUGGAUACCAGUUAUAGCAGCUAAGAGUUCAUAUAAAUGCAACUUCUUUCUACUUCCGUGUUGUGCAUACAAUUUUGAUGGAAGCAAAUAUCAGCGUAAAAAUUCAUUUAAAAGUCAAUACAAUGAUUAUUUAGACUACAUAAAAGAGUUGUGUGUUACAUGUGGUUUUAAUAUAGACACAGAUAGACUAAAAAUUCCUAGUACUAAAAGAAUAUGCUUUGUUAGUAAUAAUAGGACAUAUCUAGAAGAAGAACAUAAACAGUAUUGCAAUAUAAUAGAUGAUUUAAUAAAUAAAGAUUCUUCAAAUACAUUACAAGAUAUCGAAAAAGAAUUUAAAGCCCGAGAACCAGUGGAGAGAGUAAAGAAUUGUACACAAAUAGACAAAUCUAUUGUAAAUUCAAUAGUUGAUUGUAUAAGUAGAUACUUGCUAGAGGGUUGCUCAGAGUCAGAAACCAUCUGGUCGAUAGGAAGAACUGCAGAAUUUAGUGAAUUGAUACAUCUUAUACCUAAAGAACAGCUAAGUAUAUUGAAAUCUGAAUGUGGAGGUAUACAAACACUACUUAAGAAUAACCAUAAUAUAUUUGAAGUGCAAUCUGGUAGGGUUGGGUUAAGAUAUCCAAAAACAAUAAAUGAAGUUAAUCUUGGUACAAGAAAAAGAAAAUUUAAUAAACAAACCACUAUAAAAGUCCAGCAGAAACCAUGCUGGUUUUAUAACAAUCAUCCACAAGGCUGCCCAUUGAGUGAUUCAACUUGUAGUUUUCUGCAUGUAAAAAAUAAUAAAUAAAAAAUAGAUAGAAAAAUAAAAAAA